AUGUCAAAGGUAGAUGUUGUUGAUAUAACGCAAGAGGAUAUUAGGGUUGAUCAGAGGUUUCAUCUUUUCCCUUAUGAAAGACUUGAAGCUUUCAGUAUAACGGGUGGAAUCAUUGGAGGAUUUGCCGGAUUCUUUGAUGGUAUAAAGGUUUCAAGUUUACAAUAUCUUACUGAAAAUGGUCAUAGAUUACCUACUACGGUUGGUGGUUGGUACUUUUAUCAUAAGAAGAAGAACUAUGUCAUGAUCCUCAAUGGAGCUCAGAAUGGAUUUAAACAAGGAUUGAAAUAUACUGUAUCAGUGGGAGGAUUCUUUGGAUUAGAAUUCUUAAUUGAUAGAUAUAUUCGUAAUGAUAUCAUUGAUUUCACCAGUAGUUUGGCAGCAGGUACUAUAUAUGCGGGAUUAUUUGGUUUAUAUAGUAAAUUGAGUAAAAUUCAAAUUCAAAAAUAUAUGAAAAAGGGGGCUGCUGUUGGUUUAAGUUUAGGCUUAACUCAAGAUUUACUUAUAUUUACUAGAGGUGGUCAUGUUUGGUAUUUAGAAAAACUAGGUAUACGGAAUCCUCAAGUUAAUAGAGAACAAAGACUCUUGUAA
Messenger RNA from Scheffersomyces coipomensis, 588 nucleotides. RefSeq lists its product as uncharacterized. The transcript has a single exon. Bases 1 to 588 code for a protein of 195 amino acids. The record is from RefSeq and is a predicted model, not a curated record. NCBI's taxonomy places the organism in Eukaryota, Fungi, Ascomycota, Pichiomycetes, Serinales, Debaryomycetaceae.